GCGUUGCCAUUUGUAAAUCUACGUCAUUUCCUGUCUUAGGAUUCAGCGUUCAACCGGUUAUGGCGGACACGCGUGUAGUAGAGGCGCUUCUUCAGCGCAUUGAGAAGGCCGACGACGGCGUGGAAAGCCUGAACGUGGCACGCAGCCUCGGUGUUGACCACCAGGUCAUCGUGGGUGCCGUGAAGAGUCUACAAUCUCUCGGUGAAAUAAUCUCAGCUGAGUUACGCUCCUCCAAACAUUGGGAGCUAACCAAAGAGGGCAAUGAGAUUGCCGAGCAAGGCAGCCAGGAAGCCCGGGUCUUCAACUCUGUCCCGUUGGAGGGGCUGACCCAAAGUGACCUCAUGAAAUUGUCCUUUGGAAAGAUUGGCUUCAGCAAGGCCAUGUCCAACAAGUGGAUCCGGCUGGACAAAGGCCAUGAAGGCGGGCCCAGGAUAUUCAGAACUGUGGAGAACGUAGACGACCAGGUUAGAGAGAAGCUUCUGCUCGUUCAGGAAGGCAUUUCUUCAAACUUGGAAGAGAAAGACAAAAAUGAACUGAAGAAGCGGAAACUUCUAGUUGAGGUGACGGUUAAGUCCUACUGGAUCACAAAAGGCAACUCCUUCACCACCACAGUCACCAAACAGGAGACGGAGCUCACCCCUGAGAUGAUUGCCAACGGGAGUUGGAAAGAAAAAAAUUUCAAACCAUACAACUUUGAUGCCUUGGGUGUGGCUCCAGACUGUGGCCACCUGCAUCCACUGAUGAAAGUGCGAACGCAGUUCAGACAGAUCUUCCUGGAGAUGGGUUUUACGGAAAUGCCAACCAACAACUUCAUAGAGAGUUCUUUCUGGAACUUCGACUCGCUUUUUCAGCCGCAGCAGCACCCAGCUCGAGACCAGCACGACACCUUCUUCCUGUCCGAUCCUGCUCUUGCCCUUGAGUUACCGCAGGACUACUUGGAGAGAGUGAAGAGGGUCCACUCAGAGGGUGGCUUUGGUUCACAAGGGUACAAAUGUGACUGGAAGAUUGAGGAGGCCAAGAAGAAUAUCCUCCGCACGCACACCACAGCUGUCAGCGCACGCAUGCUGUAUAAACUUGCACAACAGGAAAAGUUCACCCCUGUCAAAUACUUCUCCAUCGACCGGGUGUUCAGGAAUGAGACAUUAGACGCCACCCAUCUGGCCGAGUUUCACCAGAUUGAGGGUGUGGUCGCCGACUAUGGACUUACAUUGGGGGACCUCAUGGGUGUUCUGCAUCAGUUCUUCACCAAACUAGGAAUUACUAAACUACGUUUCAAGCCUGCCUACAACCCCUACACAGAGCCCAGUAUGGAGGUGUUCAGCUAUCAUGAAGGACUGAAAAAAUGGGUGGAAGUGGGGAACUCCGGGGUCUUCCGACCAGAGAUGCUGCUGCCUAUGGGUCUUCCUGAGGACGUGUCUGUUAUUGCAUGGGGGCUGUCUUUGGAAAGACCUACCAUGAUUAAAUAUGGCAUAAACAACAUCAGAGAGCUGGUGGGACACAAGGUCAACCUACAAAUGGUCUAUGACAGCCCCAUUUGUCGACUGGACUCCUGAGUUUGGUACAGACUUUUUUUUUUUUUUUUUUUUUUAAACGACGGACCCACCUUGUCACCAUAGCCGUAAUUAAGCAUAAUUAUAUUUAAUGGCAUUUUAAAAUCAUGAGAGAGGCUGUUGUAUACACUCUUGAAAUAAUUCAUGACAUCAGUCUAGGAACCAAUGGCAUUCUCUGUUGUAAAAACAACUCAACUGUACAGGAAAAUCUGUGUUUGCUUUUUGAAAGAUAAAAUAAACACCUGCACUACUCUGA
Molecule: messenger RNA, 1806 nt
Organism: Syngnathoides biaculeatus (alligator pipefish)
Lineage: Eukaryota; Metazoa; Chordata; Actinopteri; Syngnathiformes; Syngnathidae
Gene: farsa
Product: phenylalanyl-tRNA synthetase subunit alpha
Exons: 13
Coding region: 60-1553 (497 amino acids)
Biological process (GO): phenylalanyl-tRNA aminoacylation
Cellular component (GO): phenylalanine-tRNA ligase complex; cytosol; cytoplasm
Molecular function (GO): tRNA binding; phenylalanine-tRNA ligase activity; ATP binding
Source: RefSeq, a predicted model, not a curated record